This is a messenger RNA of Acanthoscelides obtectus, 1501 nucleotides long. The record is from the annotation of a GenBank genome assembly. NCBI's taxonomy places the organism in Eukaryota, Metazoa, Arthropoda, Insecta, Coleoptera, Chrysomelidae.
GUUUGAAUUCGCACACAUUCUUGCGAUACAUAGUUCUGAGAAUAUACAUUGCGAUUUGUUAUCUACACAACUACAAGUAAUUAUUUAGAUCGAUAUUGAAAACUAUCGAUCAAUACUGAUUUCCACGCGAAGUUUUUGAAGUAGGGGUCGUCCACCGGAAGCAUUCUUUCUAGACGAAGUUCAGGAGUAGUGGUUCGACAAUUAGUCACUUCUAAAAUAUUACCGUGAGACGUUGACAUGUAUUGAAGUGCUUUUGAAUUCUACACAGAACAACAGAUCACCGUUAGUUUUGGAGGAUAUGUAUCUCUACAGUACAACGUUUUUUAUUUUUGGAUAUUGCAUUGUGCCAUAUGUUUCCCAAAUCACUCUACCAAAUCAACCUAUAAAGGAUGCACUGUUUCUACAUAAUGUUGUGAGCAGCAAUCUCACUCUUAGGGAUUGCGUCUUCAGGCCGACCAGUGAUAAAAUUACUUGUCCAGAUCCGGACCUCAGGUACAUUCUUUAUACGAAUGGAGAGAAGCAGGUAGUAGAUUAUUUGCAAACAGACUGGCUGAGACAAAGUAUAUGGGAUUCUACAAAGGAAGACAUACUUUUGAUUCAUGGCUACGCUGGAGGAGAUGACGCUUUACCUAUGGUGGUUUUGAGAGAUGCAUAUUCAAAGAACAGCAGCUACAACGUUUGGGUAGUAGACUGGGGCAAUUUGAGCCCUCCUCCAUGCUACAGGGCAGCAGUAAACAAUAUGAAAGCUGUCGCUAGAUGUACUGGAGAUCUGAUCACAUCUUUGAGGGCAGCUGGCCUACCCACCGAAAAGCUGACUUGUGUUGGACACUCAUUAGGUGCCCACAUAUGUGGUUUGAUAUCAGAAAGUGUAGUCUUCAGGAUGCACCGAGUAGUAGGCCUGGACCCAGCUCGUCCUUUGGUGCCCCCUUCAAGUCGGCUGACUAGUGGUGCAGCCAAUGCUGUUCAUGUGCUCCACACCAACGCAGGGCAUUACGGGGAGGGAGGCAGAGGAGGACAUGUCAAUUUCUGCAUCAACGGAGGCAGGACGCAGCCUUAUUGCGAAAAUGCCGACAUUGACAUACAAUUAUGCAGUCACGUCUGGGCAAUUUGCUAUAUGGCUGAGAGUCUUUUUCCAGAACUGACUAAGAAGGCAGAACCCUGCUCUAGACGGUGUCCCUCAGGACCUAGACCAGGAAACAGGAUGGGAAUACCUGUCAUUAUGGGUCAAGGAACACCACUAUCGGCAUCUGGUUCAUUUUGCUACCAAGAUAAAUAUCCGCCAUUUUGUCCAACAAAACAAGGUGGCAUAGGAGAUAAAAGAUGUUGCCUGCAAGCACCUGAAAUUGUACCGUCAAGCAGCGCCGAGGCAAUUAGUGGUGCUCCAACAACACCAAGUCUGUUUUGAGAAGAUAUAUUUAUCAAUGUUAAUUUAUUUUAAUGUAAAUAGGUCAUUAAUAAGGAUUAAUUAGCAGUUUAAAUCCUAUUUAUUUUGUAAAUAAAC